CUCAAAGAGACCAACACACAUUUCGUCUUCUUCCUUUCUCUUUUUGUUUGAUAGAAAAUAAAAACAAAUGAAGAGCAACAAAAACACUAACUUGAUCCUCUUCCACCACCACAACACAGCUUCAGCCGUCGCCACCGUGAAUCACCACCGUCUCUUACUCUUAUUCAUCUUCAUCCUCUCUUUUUUCACUCUCGUCUUCUCUUUCUUUCUCUUCUCAUCCUCACUCCACUCCACUACACCAACCUCCAACUCUCUCUCCUCAUCUUCAUCAUCACCCUCCUCUCUCUCACCACCCAUCCUCGCCGCACUCCUCCACUACACUUCCUCAACACCACCAAACACCUCAAUGUCCUUAUCCGAGCUCUCCGCCAUCUCCACCGUCAUUAACUCCAAAGCUCCCACCUGUAACCUUCUCGUCUUCGGACUCUCCCACGAAUCUCUCCUCUGGAGAUCCGUAAAUCUCAAAGGCCGCACCGUCUUCGUCGACGAGAAUCCUUACGCUGUUUCUAGAUUCGAGCAGAGUAACCCAGGAGCUGAGGCUUACGACGUCGUUUUCCCGACCAAAGUCUUUCAAGCCGGUAAGCUUUUGCGUUACUAUAAAACCCGACCCGAGUGUCGACCCGUUCAGAAUCUUUUGUUCUCGGAUUGUAAGCUGGCGAUCAACGAUUUACCUAACUUUGUGUACGAGAUUGAUUGGGAUGUGAUUCUGAUUGAUGGGCCGAGCGGGUACGCCGGAGACUCGCCGGGAAGAAUGGCUCCGAUUUUUACGUCGGCGGUUCUGGCGAAGAGUAAAGAUUCCGGGAAGAAGACCAAGACGACGGAUGUUUUUGUACGUGAGUUUGGGAGAAAGCUUGAGAGAGUUUACAGUGAUGAGUUUCUGUGUGAAGAGAAUCUGAUUGAGGUCUUCGGAGAGAUAGGGCAUUUUGUUCUGGCGGGGGAGAAAGGGGGAAAACAGGGGAAUGGGUUUUGUCGGAACUCGACGAAAUUGUCGGAGCCAUUUACGCCGGUAAGUGGUGGCGACGAAGACUGAAACUGAAAGCGAGUUACUUUUGGACUUUGGUGGCUCUUUUGUAAUUAAAUUAGCUUUGAGGGGUUUUAAUUGUCGUUUAGUCUUUUCGUUUCUUUUAAUUUUGGAGACGGUUACACUUUGAAACCUUGAGGAGUACAAAUGACGUAGCCAAAUUCCAUAAUCAAAUGCCAAACUCUAAUGC
Brassica oleracea var. oleracea is the source of this 1211-nucleotide messenger RNA. Its product is annotated as protein IRX15-LIKE-like. Gene Ontology annotation, biological process: xylan biosynthetic process. The record is from RefSeq and is a predicted model, not a curated record. Lineage: Eukaryota; Viridiplantae; Streptophyta; Magnoliopsida; Brassicales; Brassicaceae. The transcript has a single exon. Bases 68 to 1030 code for a protein of 320 amino acids.